Messenger RNA from Arvicola amphibius (Eurasian water vole), 1932 nucleotides. It is a transcript of the gene Irf9, whose product is annotated as interferon regulatory factor 9. The record is from RefSeq and is a predicted model, not a curated record. The transcript has 9 exons. The coding region runs from base 224 to 1417 and encodes 397 amino acids. NCBI's taxonomy places the organism in Eukaryota, Metazoa, Chordata, Mammalia, Rodentia, Cricetidae. Gene Ontology annotation, cellular component: nucleus. Gene Ontology annotation, molecular function: RNA polymerase II cis-regulatory region sequence-specific DNA binding; DNA-binding transcription factor activity, RNA polymerase II-specific; protein binding. Gene Ontology annotation, biological process: immune system process; regulation of transcription by RNA polymerase II.
ACCGGAGCCACUGGGCCCUGGCCUGCUCUGUUGUCAACACGUUCUCAGAUGCUGCUUCCCUCUGGUGGUAACUGCCGGCCCUGCAACCCAGACCACGUGAUUUCUGGGAAACGUUCCUCCCAAGAGGAGAACUGAAACUUAGGGUGGGGCUAUAGGAAGGGGCGGAGAGAUCAGAAACCUAGCCUAGAACAAGCCGAACCUGGGACAUCCUCGGUCGCUCAGGAUGGCCUCAGGCAAACCACGCUGCACCCGAAAACUGCGGAGUUGGAUAAUAGAGCAGUUGGAGAGUGGGCAGUUCCUAGGGGUAUGCUGGGAUGACACAGCUAAGACCAUGUUCCGGAUUCCCUGGAAGCAUGCAGGCAAGCAAGACUUCCGAGAGGACCAGGAUGCUGCCAUAUUCAAGGCUUGGGCACUGUUUAAGGAAAAGCACAAGGAUGGGGACAUAGGACACCCUGCUGUCUGGAAGACUCGCCUGCGCUGUGCCCUCAAUAAGAGUUCUGAAUUUGAAGAGGUUCCUGAGAGAGGCCGUAUGGAUGUUGCUGAACCCUACAAAGUAUAUCGGAUCCUGCCCCCAGGAACCCUCCCUGCCCAGCCAAGAAGCCAGAAAUCACCAUCAAAGCGAUCCAUCAGUUCUGUGUCACCAGAGAGGGAAGAGAGGGAAGAGAGCAAGGCAAAGGGGAGGGCCAGUGGGAUUGUAAAGCACUCAGACAGCAGCGGUGGCAGCAACAGUGGCUACAGCAGUAACAGCGGAGACAGCAGCCCCGAACCAGAGGAAGAUGCUAGCACAACAGAAGCCCCCGUUCAAGAGGACCCAGUGUUCAUGGAGCAUCUGCUUCCUCCAGACUCAGACUACUCGCUGCUGCUCACCUUCAUCUACAGUGGCCGCGUGGUGCAUGAGGUCAAGGUGCACAGCCUAGACUGUCGCCUAGUGGCUGAGCCCUCAGCCUUGGAGCGCAACAUACUCCAGGUGCUGUUUCCCAAACCUGAUCCGCCGGAGCCUAUCCAGAGCCUGCUGAACCAGCUUGAGAGGGGCAUCCUGGUGGCCAGCAAUUCCAGAGGCCUCUUUGUUCAAUGCCUUUGUCCCAUCUCCGUCUCCUGGGAUGCACCUGAGGCCCCAUCUGGGUCUGGUCCACAUCUGCUGCCCAGCAAUAAGUGUGUGGAGCUCUUCAGUACCAGCUGCUUCUGUAGAGACUUGGCCCAGUACUUCCAGGGCCAAGGCCCCCCACCCAAGUCCCAGGUAACACUGCAUUUCGGGGAGAAGAAUCCUGGCUCUAGCCAUACCCAGGAGAAUCUUAUCACCGUGCAGAUGGAGCAGGCGUUUGCCCGACACUUACUGAAGGAAAUUCCAGAGGAGCAGAGAGCUGCUUUGUUCCUGGUACAGAACCCAGAAUGCCCAUCUGCUGCUUUGUCGCUCUGACCACAGGUCUCCAUGGAAACAGACUUGUUCUUCACACCGUUGGUCUGCCUCCUUUGUGCUGACUUUACCACUGGCUUAUACAGCAUGGCUGGUAGUGCAAGCAUCUUUUUUCUUCUUAGAACAAUUAUUUUGAAAGCCAGUCUUGUUGGUGAAUAUUUGUAAUCUCAGCACUUGGAAGACAGACUGAAUGAUUAUGAGUUCAAGAACAACCUGGGAGAGACUUUUAUGUACUUUUUUUUUAUUAGCUGUACCCUCUUUCAUCUCUAAAGAACUGUAAAGUUCUGAAUAGUGUGAUCUCAGUGGGAAUUUUGCUCUCUUUCCAACCCCUGACUCUAAAUCCAAGCACUUUAUAUUUCCUUCUUAGAUCCUCACUGGAAUUUAAAAUAAAGAUUAACUGGGUGGGGUAGUAUGCAUCCGUAACCUCUGCACACAGGCAGGAAGAAUGUGGAUUCAAGGCCAACCUUGACUAUAGUGACCCUGUCUCCAAAACAAUAAAUAAAGCUUUUUAAAAGAGA